AUGCUCCCAGCAUCCCGCGCCAUGAAGCCCAAGCUCUCCCUGAGCAUCAACACCGCCGCCGCCGCCUCCUCCCCAGCAAAAGCCCGUCCCUCCCUCAGCAUCAAAGCACCCCUUCGCUCGCCCAUCUCUCCAAGCCCAAUCAGCCCAACCGCCCGCAACACCCGGUUGAACCAGAGGGGGUACUCGACUAUGCAGCAGCCAACGUACGCAUACUCGAACCAGAGUUCUGCGCGGUCGAUCUUGAAGAAGGAUCGAAGUGUUGUUAGCGCGACCAGGCGGCAAUUGUCGUUUGAUGAUAAUCCGAGGGUUCAUGCUGUGAGUCCGAUUACUGAGGAUGGGUACUAUGAGGCUUAUGGGAAGGUGAGCAGGGAGGAGAGACGGUGGCAGAGACGAUGA
Molecule: messenger RNA, 396 nt
Organism: Cyphellophora attinorum
Lineage: Eukaryota; Fungi; Ascomycota; Eurotiomycetes; Chaetothyriales; Cyphellophoraceae
Exons: 1
Coding region: 1-396 (131 amino acids)
Source: RefSeq, a predicted model, not a curated record